Molecule: messenger RNA, 669 nt
Organism: Microstroma glucosiphilum
Lineage: Eukaryota; Fungi; Basidiomycota; Exobasidiomycetes; Microstromatales; Microstromataceae
Product: Tim17-domain-containing protein
Exons: 2
Coding region: 73-669 (198 amino acids)
Biological process (GO): protein insertion into mitochondrial inner membrane
Cellular component (GO): TIM22 mitochondrial import inner membrane insertion complex
Molecular function (GO): transmembrane protein transporter activity
Source: RefSeq, a predicted model, not a curated record
AUGACUUUACGAGGUGCCAUACAAUACCAGUGAUACCCAGCCUGGAACCUCUCCCCUCUCUCCUCGUCGACGAUGUCAGGCCUCUCCAUUCCAGGCCUCUGUCCCAUCUAUCUCCCCGGCAAGGAGCCCCUCCCACCCGGCACAACCGACGAAGAUCGUGCCAAUCUCGCACAAAUCCAAUACUAUUCCAAGCUCACUUCGGGAUUCAUGGAGUCUUGCCCAGCAAAAUGCGCCCUCUCCGGCGUAGCUGGAUUUGGACUAGGCGGUCUCUUCUCCCUCGUAUCGGCAAGCUUCGCAGUGGAUGAUCCGAUGCGAAGGAGUAAUCUACAGGCAGCAGCUAUGGCUGCACAACCCGGUGUGCCGCCCCCACCUGAAUUGACGACGAUGCAGCAGACGGGACAAUUCUUUAGAGAGACGGGAAAGAACAUGUAUAGGAGCGCAAAAGGAUUUGGAAAAGUGGGAGCAUUGUACGCUGGAAUCGAGUGCUGUAUAGAGGCUUACAGAGCAAAAAACGACAUUGUCAACCCCGUCACGGCGGGCUUCGCAGCAGGGGGUAUCCUCGCUCGCAAUUCGGGACCUCAAGCCAUCAUUGCAGGAGGAGCAGCCUUUGCGGCCUUUUCUGCCGCCAUUGACCUGUAUAUGCACAAGGAGCCAGCAGAAGACUACUGA